AAAGAUGAAUAAGAAAGAUUUCUUCACCCAAGGUUGAAGGUGAAACCUGAACUGCGUUAUAAAAGCCUCCUUGGCUUAUGUCCCUCACUACUGUUGGCUACUUGCUAUAGCUCUAUACCUGUCACUGAGGGAGGAUAACGUGAAGCUGAGAAGAUGUCUACAUUUGAAAACUAUUUGGAGGGCAUCAUCAACAUAUUCCACCAGUAUUCAGUCAGAGUGGGGCAUCCUGACACCCUCUCCAAGAGCGAGCUGAAGAAGUUGCUUGUAACAGAACUUGCAAACACCAUCAAGAAUACCAAAGAUCAAGCUACCAUUGACAAAAUAUUCCAGGAUCUGGAUGAAAAUGGAGAUGGACAGGUCACCUUUAAGGAAUUCUUAUUUCUGGUGGCCUCUGUGUUGGAGAUUUCCCAUGAUAAUAUCCACAAGAAUUAGGAAGCUCUCUGAUGGCUAUUUAACAAUAAUGUCCCCAAGAAGGUAUUUCUCUCCCCUCACCAAAGCCCCACCUUGACUUAGGGGAGUGAGAGUUAAUAAAUGUACUUGUGAAAACUUCUGGUUUCUGUAU
Messenger RNA from Castor canadensis (American beaver), 562 nucleotides. Its product is annotated as protein S100-A12-like. Gene Ontology annotation, molecular function: RAGE receptor binding; calcium-dependent protein binding; calcium ion binding. The record is from RefSeq and is a predicted model, not a curated record. Gene Ontology annotation, cellular component: cytoplasm; extracellular exosome. Gene Ontology annotation, biological process: antimicrobial humoral immune response mediated by antimicrobial peptide; endothelial cell migration; positive regulation of canonical NF-kappaB signal transduction. Lineage: Eukaryota; Metazoa; Chordata; Mammalia; Rodentia; Castoridae.